Molecule: messenger RNA, 460 nt
Organism: Suncus etruscus (white-toothed pygmy shrew)
Lineage: Eukaryota; Metazoa; Chordata; Mammalia; Eulipotyphla; Soricidae
Product: cytochrome b-c1 complex subunit 6, mitochondrial-like
Exons: 1
Coding region: 36-275 (79 amino acids)
Biological process (GO): mitochondrial electron transport, ubiquinol to cytochrome c
Source: RefSeq, a predicted model, not a curated record
CGGGGUCGCUGGUGCUGCUCGUGGGUUGAGAACCUAUGCGGGACAUGGGCCUGGAAGAUGAGUGCAAGAUGUUGAUGGGCUCCAGAGACCCACAAGAGGAGGAAGAAGAGGAGGAAUUGGUGGAUCCCUUAACAAAUUUGAGAGAGCAAUGUGAGCAAUUGGAGAAAUGUGUAAAGGCUCGGGAACACUUAGAGCUAUGUGAUCAGCGUGUAUCAUCCAAGUCACAUACAGAGGAGGAUUGCACCGAGGAGCUCUUUGACUUCUUGCAUGUAUGAUGUCAUUGCGUCGCUCACCAACUCUUCAGCAGCUUGAAGUAAAUAUACAGAAGACUUAUUUACACUAGUCUUCAUCACUUGGGUAUUAGGAUAUUUCCUUAUGGUUUUGAACAUGCUAUUUGUUUCUUACUUGAAUAAGUAUAUGUGAACCUCAUGGAUUUGGGGAUAAGCAAGUAACUUCUGUG